AUGGAUGAUGAUGUAGUUAUUGGUGGAAAUAAUGAUGAUGAUGAUGGUGGUCAAGGCGGCGGUGGCGGUGGUGGUGAUAAUGUUGGUUCAAUGAUGAUCAUGUUCGAUAAAGAAUUAUUAGAUCAAUCUGGUGAUUUAUCUGAAUCAACAACAAAAUUAAAUCAACAAAAUCUAGUACCAUGUUCAUUAUGUGAACGAAAAUUUUUAUCCGAUCGAUUGGAAAAACAUUUAAUUAUCUGUCAAAAGAUUAAGGAAAAGAAAAGAAAAUUAUUUGAUGCAGCCAAACAACGUGCAGAAAAUUUGGAUAAAAUUAACCUGGUACCGACGGAUAUUAAUAAUGUUAAUAGUGAACAACAAACAAAUCAAUCAAAAUCGAUCAGAAAAUUGAAAAAUAAUAAACGAUCAACGAAUAAUAAUAAUGAUAAUGAUACGGCGGCUACGGUAAAAAAACAAUCAAAUUGGCGACAACAACAUGAAGAAUUUAUUCGUACAAUACGUGCAGCACGUGGUGUAUCCAUCACUAAUGAUGAUGAUGAUGGUGAUGGUGAUGAUGAUUUAUAUGAUCAACAACAGAAAAAAUCGAUUAAUGUAAUACCAUCAGGUUUUAUUGAAUGUCCUACAUGUCAACGUAGAUUUUCAAUCAAAGCAGCUGAUCGUCAUAUAGAAUGGUGUGCAGAAUCAAAACGUAAACAACAUGAACGACAACAGAAUGGUAUGAAAAAUCAACAAGAAGCAUUACAACGUAUGAAAGCAAGAACAAAGUACAAACCAACACCACCUGGUAACAACAAUAACAAUGACAAAUUAAUAUCACGUUCAAAAUCUAUAACAACGUUAUCAAGUACUGGUUCAACAAUAUCAUCAACAUCAUCCACACCAUCAACAUCGACGAUUCGUUCAACAUCACAGGAUAAUCUACGUCGACCACAACAACAACAACAACAACAACAACAACAUCCAACGAAUGGUAUAAAUCAUCGACGAAAUAAUGCAAAAAUUCUAUCGAAAAGUACGGAUAAUUUACCGAAUGCAAUAAAAAAAGGCAAAACUACAACGACGACAACAGCGAUGAAUAAUUCGAAAAUUAGUAAUAAUAACAAUAAAUCACCAUCAAUGUCAAGACGCACAACAACAACAACAACAACAACAAUGAACAAUAAAAGCAAUAAUAAGAAGAAUAUUGAUCGUAAUAAUAAUCAGAAAUUUACAUCGAAUGGAUAUAAUCCAAAAUUAUCUGUAUCAAGCAAAAUAGAUAGUGGCAUUAAUCCGGAUCGUAAUCAAAGCCGUAAUCGUAAUAAUAAUCAUCAUGAAAAAUCGGCACCAAUCAUGAAAUUUAAGGAAAAAUUUCCAAAUCAUCAUUUGAAUAAUCAUGCCAAAUCAAUUAUUGAUCAAUUUCAUGAUAUUGAACAUAUUUUACGUAGAAAUUCUAUGGCCGUUUAUGAUGAUUCACCAAAAACGGUACCCGGUGUACGAACUGGUGGUAUUUCGCCUAUUAAAAAAUCAAAUAAUUCAAAUAGUCAUCAUGAUGAUGAUCAUCAUCAUGGAACUAUUCUAUCAAAAUCGGAAACUAAUUUACAAAUGAUGAUGGGCGGUGAUAUUAAAAAACGUAUCGAUCAAUAUAUUAAUCGUCUCUAUGACAACCCAAUAUGGUCAACUACUACUACUACUACUAAUAAUAAUAAUAAUGAUAUGAUGAUGGCCAAUGGCCUUAAUAAUGGUGAUGAUGGUAUUGUUACUAUCGGUCAACAACCACUAACACAACAUAUUAAUGGUCGUAUUACAGAAUCAUCGAAUAUUCAGCAGCCAACAACAACAACAACAACAGAUUCAACCACAAUGAUUCAACGACAAAAUUCUGCCAAUAGUGAUGAAGCUCGUAUGUCUACAUCGGAUUCUACCGAUUCGGGAUUAGGUGUCGUUGGUUAUGGUUUGACAAAUGGCUGUACAAAUCAAUUAUUGGAAACAGUAAAUGAAAAUGAUAUCAAUCUAUUAAAAUCACGACAAUCUGAUCGAUCCGGAAGUAAAAUUAGUAGCCGUACAUUUAGAGCUGAUAUGGUUGGCUCACCUACAAUGUCGGAUAUUGAACCAACUGCAAAUCAUCUAUUAUUACGUAAUAGUUCAUUGAACGAGAUUGAACUUAAUGGUAAUGAUAUUACCGAAUCAAUUCUAAUCGAUCAUCAUCAUCAUCAUCAUCAUAAUCAUCAUCCACAACAACAACAAAUUGUUGAUCAUGAAAAUAGACCACGAUUCUGUCAUCAAUGCGGUACCAAGUAUCCAAAUGUAAUGGCCAAAUUUUGUUAUGAAUGUGGUUCACGACGAUUUGAAACAGUUACAUAAUUUAAACAUUGAGAGAAAAAAAUAUAGAAUCUCUAAACCAAAUUAAUCAUGUGCAAUCAUCAUCAUCAUUGUUUCAGCUUUAAAAUUCAAAAAAAAAAAACAGAAUUUACAAUUUGAUAUUAUUUAUACACAU
Molecule: messenger RNA, 2470 nt
Organism: Dermatophagoides farinae (American house dust mite)
Lineage: Eukaryota; Metazoa; Arthropoda; Arachnida; Sarcoptiformes; Pyroglyphidae
Source: RefSeq, a predicted model, not a curated record